Molecule: messenger RNA, 36199 nt
Organism: Xyrichtys novacula (pearly razorfish)
Lineage: Eukaryota; Metazoa; Chordata; Actinopteri; Labriformes; Labridae
Source: the annotation of a GenBank genome assembly
AUGGCGGCCGUGUCAAGCGGAGGUGCUGCUGGGUCCGCUGCGGCCGGGAUUACGCACACUGCCCGACCGACCCACGCAGGCAUGGGCUCCCAGAACCGAGCCCAGCCACCCGCCGGCAUCUGCCAAUCGGCUCGUACCAGCACGGCCGCUGGGUGCAUCACCAAUCCCGGCCACUCUUCGGCCACCAGGCCCCCCCCAGCCCGAGUGGGCCACUACGAGAUCGAGCGGACCAUCGGCAAGGGGAAUUUCGCGGUUGUUAAACUGGCCACACACAUCAUUACCAAAGCAAAGGUAAGACAAGUCAUGUCAGGGCUUUAUAGGUGAAUUAUAAUAAACUGUCAUUGUUUUAUAUGAAACCUUUAGAGAAGCUUCCAGGAUGACGCUGGGGCCUUCAGGCUCUGGAGAGUCUAACGGCCAGCCCUCUGUGGUGACACCGCUGCUGGGCUCCGCUCGGCACCGGGCAUCACCUCCUACCUUUGGUUGGAGAGAAAGUUACCCAAAAACAACGAAAAUUGGGGUAACAUUUGUUAUCAGUUUGUUUAGAGACGGUAGAAAGGCCCGAGGUUAAUGUGUGGCAGAGCGCAGAGGACGGAGAGAAGGGUACUGACGGAGAUGAAAAAGAGGAGACUGGGAGCUAGCUUAGCUUACUAGCCAAUUAGCUGUGUGGCUAAAUGUAGACAUCUCUCAGACAGGAACCAACAAACAGGGAUAUUGAAAAGAAAGCAACUUAAAAUUAGGAAAUUUACUUCAAGAGUGUACAAGUCUGUGUUUCUGGGGGGUCGAUACUCUGUCAAAUUCAGCGUUUAUACACCUCAUAGAAAAACAGGAAUGGAGAGAAACUGAUAAUGUGUUAGUGUAGUCAAACAGCUUUUUGUAGAGAUUUUUCUCUGUAUCCGAUGUACCGGUUUUGUUGGUCAUCAACCGUAUUAUCUUUGGCUGGAUAAAACAAUUGAUUCAAUGCUGCAUUGAUUUACGAACGAUGUCAAUUUAGUUAAAUUCAGACAAUCCUGUUACCGAUCAUCUCCCUUGUUUACGAUGAUUGUCAUUGUACGGAGACCCUGCUUGAGUUAAAAUGGUUAAGUCAAAAUAAUACGGUAAACUAAAGUCAGUUCAUACAACAGAUGGGCAAGUCCAAGUUAAGUCUUUUAUAAUAUCAUAAAAAAGCAACCAAAUAAACUUUGUUUGGUUGUAAAAUAUGGCUUUACUCCAUUAAAAAAAAUCAGGGCUACUCCACCUUGAAAUACACAAUAUUAAAUAUUCCCAUAAUCUGAAAAGUACAACAACACAGCAGCAACACAGUUGCCAAAUAAAUCAGCACACAGGACAGUGAAUAGAAAUAGUUUAUUGUAACACACCUCCCAUCUAUGUUAAGGCAAAUAGUUACCGUGAAUGACAGAACCCAUUUUCUGAUCAGGUGAUCCAAGUGUAAACAAUCACCUGUUGUGAUAGCAGUCCAUAACUAUUUUUUUAUGGAACCUCUUGUUUGGUUUUUGUAAAUCCGAUGAUAAUUGUGUUUUAAAUUUACUGCUGGGGUUGUAGUAGUUGUUGUUGGUGUAGUUGAGUGAAUUAUAUUGAGAGGUGUUUCUAAUAUUCCACCUGCCUCAUGUUUAUUUAUGAUGUAAACAAAUCAGGGAGCAUCUCUACGUCAAUAAUAAAUAAAUAUGUAAUAAUCACGGGUAGAAUCAUGACAUUUAAAUUGGAACAUUUGGAAGCUUCCAGGUAGUGGAUAUCAUGUUAGAGCUGUUGUAUUGAGUUGCUUUUAAUUGCCCUGGUGUCCAUUAUGUUUUGGCUUGUCAGCGUAGAUGUAUAAUUGGAACAGAAAAAGACCAGAGAAGUCAUGUCAUGUAAGCUUUAUUAGUCUGUAUCGAAAUGCUGCAACAAUCUUACAAACCUCUGCAGUUGUUUUAGUCGACACAACGCUGAGGUUUUACAGUCUGUGGCUGAAGCAUAACCCAUUAACAUCAAACGAAUCUAGCUUCACAACUCGUUUGUCUGCAGUCGAGCUUGAGCAUGCACAGAAGAUGAAGAGAUUCUAUUCUGUGAUGGGAUCUUCACCUAUGAGGACAUGAGUCUGUACAGUGUUGUUGAGAUGAUUGGCUUCACGAAGUUGGUCCACACACUGGAACUAAACAAAGUCAUUCCAACACAAAGAUACGUGACAGGAGUUGUCACUCUAAAGCAACUGUACACAUGCAUACAAAUGAAGCAGAGAAAGUGGUGCUGAUGUGUGAUGUCAGACCACCAGAAUAACAAUCCCCCCUGAAGCUAUCACUUCCCAUUUCAUUUCUAAUGAAUGAGAGUCAGUGCUUGAUGUUCUGCAAACUAGAGCUUCAUGUUGGCAAAGAUAGACAGCUCAUCAGGUCUGUAGGCCUGUAUGUCUGAAGUUAUCAAACCCCAAAAAAACAUGUAGUAGUACAAAUGUGCAAAUCUGACAUUAGAUGCUGCAAAAGUAUUCUCAAACAUUACCGUGGAUAGGUGCAGAGUCAAAAUCACAUAUUCAUGCUGUUGGUUUAAUCACAGUCAGUUUGGGAAGAUGUGUUUUUGCAUAAUUUGGGAGACCUUGCGUACUCUUCCUAUUCCCACCGUGGUUUAAAAGUUGGUACUUGCAGAAAACUGGCGAUGGUGACAUAGAAAGACUGGUGUUGGCACUGAGUCAUUAUAACCUUCUGGAUUUAAAUAAACAAAUCACUUGAUUAUAUUUCACACAGAACACUUUCAAAGAUAUUUUGUCAUGGUGAGACUUUGUCUGAUCGUAAUUUAACUAGAUAUUUCCCUCUAUAUUUAGAUCAUAUUGCCAUGAAGAUUCCUCUGUCAUUGCAUUGCAGUGCAUGUUUCUAGAUUUAUUUCACUCUUUUGUGAGGACAGUUAUUUUAGGACUGAAAAAUAAUUCAAGUUAAUGUGGCUUUAGUGCUUGAAGGUGUUUCCUCAUAAUCACAAUAAUGUAAAUACACAGAGACAAAGCAGUGAAGAGAAAAGGGAACUUUGAUGAUAGUUUGGGCUUAAUUUGCAAAAUAAAUCUUGUUUACACCUCAUGAUUUUCAGUGACUUCAGCUAUAACAUGGAAAAAUAAGAAAGUUCAUGUGACACAAAAUAAAGCACAUCAUACUUCAACAUUAAUAUAGUAUAAUAUCAUAUACUAUAAUACCGCAGAAUAUAAGGCUUAGACUUAACAGCCAAAUAAUUUUCAAAUAUUUUACAUUUUAUUUAUGAUUUCGUCUUUGUGCUCACCCCGUCUCUCCUGGUCCUGCUUUCAGGCCCAAAUUUUCCCGGAGUGAAUUGCAGAUUAGAAAUGUCAAUAUUUGUCAUCAGUCAUGUUAAUUUGAUUCUGGUAAGGCCGAAAUCUUUGUUGUGAUAGAAAUUCAUUUAACGGUGCAGCCUGAGCAGAUGACGCUCUCAAGUAAUGAUGCUCAAAAAUGAUGGUGCUAAUGAUGCUGUAGCCUGUUAGCAUAAGCUCUUACCUUUUGUUAGUACGUUUUCAUGCACAGUUAAGACGAGCUACAGUUAAAGCUUAUAUAGGUGAUUUAACUGGACUACUGUCCUUGACCCAGUUUACAUGCACUGGGCAAAAAUGGAAUUAUUGACCGAAGCUGCCUCAACUACGAUUGGCUUGUUACUAUCAGGUCGUCUCCAUGUUGAUGCAUUACCUAUCAAAACGGUCGGCAAUAUGUUUUAGCAGGAGGCUAACAGGAGUUAAGGUAAACGAUGAAGACACUGUCAAAAGCCAUUGUGUGAACUUUGGGGCAUGUGCAGGACAAAUCCUUUUAUUAUUGUUUUGAUUUCUUCAAUAAUAUGUGUUUUUUUUUUAAUUGCUCACUGACAGGCUGUAACCAAGAUGUGAGGGCACUAGAUAUUGAUCAAAUUAACGAUCUAACAAACCACAUUUUACUUUGAGGCAGGAGAAAGAGAGAACAGGACGGAUGGAGGGACAUAGUGUGUGUGAAUAUGGACAGAGAUGUGACAUGACAACAGGACGUUUGAUCAUGGAGUCUGGUCUUGUUCUGUGUAACUGUGGGGUCUGAACAGUGACAGAGAGCUGCCUCACAUGAAGGACCCCUCCUUACAACUGUAUGUAGGGGUGCAUACAUAUGCAAGACACUCGCAGCAGAAAUCUUUUCACUGAAUUAGCACACAGAGAAAUUAGAAACAUGUUGCGCCACAACAACUAUUUGCAGUCACAUAAUUGCACCCAAAUCUAUUUUGAGGUUGUCCAAGUUAAAUUUGAGCAUAUUUGACCAAAAUUGUUUCACUUCUGAGUCCUGAAUCCAAAAGAUUUCUGCCAAGAAACUCUGGAGCUUCUGCACAGAGGCACAUGAGGUGAUAGAUAACGAUCAGUUUGAACCACUGAAGCCUAAACUUACAGACAAGUUCUGCACCACACGUGUAUUUCUUUUUAGUUCUUAAUGUCAUGAAGGUGUGUUAGGGCUGCUGAGCAUGUACCUGUACCUCUAUGCUUGUGUUGACAUACACACAAACUGGCAGACACGAGUCAUUUGGUGCUUCAAUUUCUGUUCAUGAAACCAUAACAAACGUAGGCCUGCAAGUGGCGUGUAGAUGUACCUCUACUGUUGGAAAUGAUCUCAUUUACAGGCUACUUGUGUGACAGUGUCAUGUGUGUAACUUACUCAUUGCUGGACAGACAGUAGUGGUGAUAGAUUGAUGAUGCGAUCUUUAAGCGGUGUUCCUGUGAGCUUUUUAAGCUCCUCUACAUGUGAUUGUUGCUGCCGUACAGUGACAGACAGACAGACAGACAGACUGAAAGACAGGGCAUGUUUGUUGACGGUGGUCACAGAGCGGUCGACUCACGGUUUGGGGAUCUUCAUUCACUCGUGAAUAUCAGAAGAAAAGGACUCUGCUUUUUUCCAUCUUAGUGGAGAUCAUGAAUAUGGAAAUGAUCAUCAGAUGUUUUAUGGCACAGGUUUUCUAACUAUCCAAUGACAAAUGCUACUACCACGUCAAAGACAGUCCAGCAGCUCCCUGAGCAGGUCCAUGGAGAUGGAUAAUACCCUUCAGUGUAGUCCCCCAGAAGAGGACCUGCUUAUUUGGAUUACAGAGCUUCAUUGUAUAGAUAUCUUUACUUCAUUUGUGCUGUUGUGUUGUCAAACUAAAAAAUACAACUCCAUCACAACCCUUGUUUGUAGCUGUGUAUUUGAGGGUCUUUAGUGGCUUAUCUAUUGAGAGUGUCUGUGCUGCACCUGGAAGUUGUAAUAGUGAAAGUUCACCUCUUGAUGACGAGCACUGGCUGGUGAAAGUCAAAGUAGGAGUUUUGGUACUUUCAGGCAGACACUCUGCUGGAGGCAGUUGGUGACAUUUAGCUGCUGUCAUGAUGAAUGUUAAGUUCAGUUUUCAGUCUCUACAUAAACUUUAUAGCUGAUGAUGACCUUUCAAUAAGGAACGUCCAUUUUCUCAUAAGUCUGUGUGACAUUAUGAACUCACAGAAGCCGGUGUAGCUCUGGUUCUGAUUGGUGCACAGUUUGUUAAUGAUGAUGUUCAUACUUUAGGUUGUAGCUUGGAUAAACUCACAGAAAUACAGAAAUGAUUUUUUUCUUUAAAUCCUAAAAAACAAAGAAAAUAUGGUUUAUGUCCACCUGCAGGACAGUGCCACAUUUUCAGUUUAUUUUCAUGUUUCAGCACACCAAAACAAAAAUACUCAUUUGAUAUUAAAGACACAAAAUAUGUCUGUUUUUUCAUCUAGUGAAUGCAUUGUUUAGCAUGAAUAGUUUUUAAUGUGUCCUGGGUUUUUGAGUAUCCAUGAAAAUGCUGUUUUUAUUUAGAAAUAUUGCCAUGCAGAAAAUGUGCCUAGGCCCAUAAAGAAAUACUGAAUUAACAUGCUGCCAUGUGAAGCUGACUUUGUUCAGGUUUUCAGUGGUCAUGUAUCGCCACUGAAAUAAUUCUAAUUAACAACACCAACCGCCAAAACAGCCCUCUAGGGUUUGUUUAUAGAGGAACAGUUGCUUUCCUUGCUUCGUCAUCAUUUUGAUUCCCUCGUCAGUGUUUGUGACAUUUAGAAACCUUCUUCAAUGCAGAUAAUGUGCAUGACGUUCUCUGUGCGAGUGCUCAUGUGAUAGUUUGGUAGAGAGAGUCCGCCCAGCAGCGCCUUUGUAAGACCCAGUUAAAGAUCAAGUGAAGGCACCUUUGUUGUGCCAGCAGUAAGGUGAGCCAGAUGGAUGACACUCGACGGCACGUACUAACUGUUUAUGUACAGAAGCACCCCCCCCCCCCUCCUCUUUUUCCUCUUUUUCCUGUUUUCUCCUCUGUCCUGUUGAGUGUUAUUUUUUCGGAAAGAAAAGGAUGAGCAGGAGGAAGAGGGCAGGCAGGAUGGCAGGCGUUAGGUAACAGGCCUAAUGUACUGUGUAACAAUUUCACUCACUCCCUCAAUCGCACACACACAGUCUCGCAAAUCUCUCUAACAUACAGCACCCCCUCGCUCCUCUCACACUUACACACACACAGGCACGCACACACACUCUCAAAUGUGACGUCAUCUGGGUGAAUAAUAUGACAAAGGUUGUGUUUCUGCUUGAGUUGUGUCGCAGCCCUCUGGUCGUCUCCUCUUGUGUUGUUAGUUGUGUGACUCUGCAGCGAGUCUGCUUUGGAAGGACAGUAACAGAGUCUAGACGAUGUCUACGUGUGUGUGUUUGUUGUAAGACACGACAGCCUGCUUCAUCAGUGUGAUUGUGUCUCUUUCAAAUAUCAGCACUUUGUGUUGUGUGUGUUUGUACACUCUCUCACACACACACACACACACACACACACACACACACAUUGCUUUGCAGGAUGCACAGUUGCAGGAAAAAAAAAAAUCACAACACUGCCAUCAUCACCCGCUGCGCUGCUUGUUGUCAGUGGCGACUUUGUGUUGCCAGGGCUGGUCAGAGAAUGGUCACUCCAUUAAAGUCCUGCUGGUUUCCAUAGCGAUGAUGGUGGUUACAGCCUCUGACUACCAUUUCUGAAUGGAGCUUACUUUCCAUCGGCUGUAGAUGCAUUACUAUAUGUUGUUUACCAGAGCUGUAGACCCAGUCCAGCUGAAUUUCUCAAGUACUCUUAGAUCUCCCACCUCAGGCUGAGUGUUUGCCUCCUGCUUGCUGUUGAAUGGCCUCCUUGAUGAGGGUGGAUCGUGUCGAACUUCCUCAAAUCCACCUUUUGAUAGAACUCAUUUCCAAAAAGCUCGAGCGCUACAGCUGUCAUCAACAGCAAAUAUUUGACAUUUCAUUCUAACAUUGAAAUAAUUUUGAUUGUCUGAACCCUCAGACUGAGGGUCAGUGGUAUAUGUUAAAGCUGUAGUGUAUAUGAGGCACUUGUCAAUGAUAACUGUGUUACCCCACAGAGGAUCCCACUCAGUAUCCCCCCUCUGUUGAGAAACCGUUUGGACAACUGUCUGAAGAACCACAACAAUACAGGGUCAGCUCUGUCAUGUAAUUUAGCUCAUUGUCUGUGGACGGUUUCCCACCAAAGGGGCUGAGCUCAUCUAAGACUUACUAUUGACAAGUCUCCUGAUACAGUUCUUCAUCAGAUAGCACCACUUUCACAUGAGCGGGGCAAAAUCAGAUAAAGGGUGGGACUGUGUGUGUUUAGUCAACUAACUGAUCCAGUCAACUCACAAAUCUAACUCAAGUGAAUCCACUGCACUUAGACACUGAACAGGCGAUCUAUGUCAUAUAUAUGCUAUAUGUCAUAAAUUUUCCUAUGAGUCCUCAGUGUUUAGUGAUAAGCAGGUUUUCACUUUCAGCCCCGCAGAGACUUUCUUUAUCCUUUAGUGAGAGCAGUGCCACACUGUACGCACUGGUUCCCUGUUAGUUAGCACCAAUCAGAAAUGACCAGUAUGAUAGGAAUGUGGAUGGUGCAGGAGUCAUCCUGGAGGGGGUUGUUAGUGUGUCAUUUGGGACUGCACUUCAGGAAUUUGGAUUUUUGAUUCCUGCUCUGUUGUUGUCUCUGACAAAUAUUCUGUUCAGCAAACAUUUUAUUUACAUUUGUUGUGGUUCCAAGAUGAAUUUGUUUUUCUGUUAUCUACUAGUAGAAUCAUCCUGUUGGCAUGAGCACACUAGUCAAAAUAAGUUUCCAAAUAUUGGUUGUAUUUGUCCUUUAAUCUUCAGUAUGAUUGCGGGAAAAACUGUCAACAGCAGAUGCAUGUGUGAUACCCAGUUUCCACACCGUAACAUGUCCCUAGUCUUGUGCUUCGGGCCCACCACACUAAACAGUCAUUUCCACACAUCAAACCGGUGCACAACACACGAGUGGAACAUCUCUGAAAGACGCGCUGACUCAUCCUGCCUUUUCGCUUUCAUCUGUGUUUGUGCACGCGCAUAAAACAGCCACACUGUUGACCUGCUGUGACAUUAUCUGACGUGUAUGACGCUGUGAGAUGUCCUUAUGACUUCAUACAAACACUAACACUAAAGCCACGAUGGAUGCCUCAUACCAAGCAGCCCCUGUUAGCUGUUAUGAAGACCAGGGUUGCAGAUAGUCAUGAUUCCAUGUGUUGGUGCACACUGGUGCAAGUUGCCUCUCUUACAUGCUGAUAUGGGUUAAUCUGGGCAUUAUCCCCCCCUCCCUCUCUCCCGCCCCCACUGAGUGUCAUAAUCUGUGUCACCUGUUGAUGAAGGUUUACCUCGUACGUAAUAUCAUGACUUCACUCUGUACCUGUGUUGGUGCACUUAUACGACUUGGUGCAUGUGUGAACAUGCUCAAACUUCCCACUCUAGACAUUACACCAUAGACCCAGUUCUCUAUUUAGGAUUAGCCUCAUUAUGGUUUAGUCAUGGUUGGGUGUUUUCAGAGUGACUAUCUUAAGUCUGCCCAGCAGAGUGAUCAUUAUAAGAUCAUCUCUGUUAUAUCAGACUACCUCAUAGCUUUUAAACUAUGUUUGAAUUUGAGGCUCCAUAAAAGUAAAAACUGUGGUUGUAGCUCUUUUUACAUGGACAACCCCCAUCCUAGAAUUUGGCUGUUAUGUUAAAUGUUCAUUAAAAAACUGAUUUGAAUGGUUUGCAAUUGCAUCAAGCCUUAUUUUUUAUGUAAAAUAAUGCAAAAACAACAUUAAAAUGCAUUAACAUUUUAAAGAAGUCAGGUCUGGCAUGUUGAUGUUUGUCAUUGUCUUUCUGAAAUAUGAAGGUCUUCCCUGAAAAAGUCUUUAUCUGGAUGUCAGCAGAUGUUGCCCCUAAACCUGUAGAUAUUGUUCAGCAUUAAUGGAGCCUUCAUAGAGUUGAUUUCCUCUUUGCUGAAAUUGUUCAAUCUAUUGGCUCACACAGUCUCUCACAGAGCGGUGAACCUCUUCCUGUCUUUCCUCGUUGUGAAUGCCCUUCUCAUACCCAGUCGUGCCCCUUCAUUAAUUAGGAGACUCAACAAUCUGAAAUAUGUUUCUGAAAAGAAACUUGGAUUUCCUCAAAACAACAAUUUUUUUUUUAGAUGAAACUCUGACCUGACCUGACACUGUUGAGUCAAAUACACAGUUUCGUUGGUUUUCACACUAUCAGGUUCAUUUUUUCAGGGAUUUUACACAGUGUCCUAAUUCUUUUAGAAUUGGGGUUAUACCACUUCAAGUAUUAUGUAAUCAGGAAGUACAGUGAUACAUAAUAAACUCUCCUGAAAUCUGACCAUGAUACAUUCUGAGAGAAAUUCCUGUCAGUGUUUUGAUUGUUCAGACUGCACAGAAGAGAUAGUGGACAACAUUUUCCCUCCAACUGCUGAUUCACAUACUUUGACUUUGGCAACCAACUGCCUCCUAUAUACCACUCAAAAUAGUCAUAAUGAAAUGAUGUUUAUUACACACUUGGUGUUUCAACCAGAUAGCAAAGGUCAUCUGGGAAUGACACUUGAGGCCCCUGAGUGGGGCCACUCACCCUGUCACCAAUCUGAUCCUAUUCUGUUGAGUUUACUGAUGUGUGUUUCUUUCUCAGAUGCUGGUAGGGAUUUGGUGUAAGAGCUUGUUGGUAUCAGAAUCAGAGUGUAAACUUUGCUCGUUGGCAGCAUGUGGUCUGGGGGAAAGAUGGCUCAUGAAUGGAUGAAGCUUUGGCUCCGGUCUGUGUCCGUGUAGUGACAUGUACUGUAAAGGCUGCUCUACUGGACAGCAGCUGCUCCUGCAUGGUGCUGCGUUGAGGUCACUGUCUUGUGAUCGGAGGGGCUAUGUGAUACUUUAUCUCAUUGCAGCCGGCCUCUCAGCUGUGUGUGUGUGUGUGUGUGUGCGUGUGUGUGUGUGUGUGAACCCAGAUCUUUGGAUGGAAAAUUCCAGAGUCAUGGUAGCUAGUGCAAAGUAGACUGAACACCCUGAGGCUGCUAAGGUACACACUCUCAGUCACAAAACAUUUACUGUACCUUGGCUGGAGCUAAAGCUGGAAACCCAACCUCUGCAGUCCAGCUUACCAACCAGAAUCCUCCCUUCUGUAGCCGGGGCUCUGCUUGAUUGAAUGACAAGGCUGCCUGUUCUUACAACGGAUGCAAAGCAGAAAUGCACCAGCUGCAUAUACAAGUUCCAGUUUUUCAAAGCUCAACCUGCUUAUUCUUAUUUUGGCUUAUUCAAAUUUUUAGAGAACCAUCGUUUACAGAAAUCCCCCCAGAUAGUUUGUAUUACAACUUUUUUUCGUCAUACGCUGAAUCAAACUUGUGACUAGCCCUUUAUUCUAAUUAUACCUGCAUGUAUUUCACUGUUAUUAGAGUUGACAAACUAACCAACAAAUAAGUGAAGUUCAUGGCUUUUUCAUUUGGCCUGUCUGUCUCUGUUUUUAUGAAUAUGCAUUAAUCUAUGACAUUUUUCCUGCAAAGAGAUUAGACUCAUAGCUGCUCAGAUUUUUAAUCAGUCUAACAUCCUUCACCAUUAUCAAAGAAAAUACAGAGAAUCGGGAUACAAUUUGCAGAACAAAAACUGAUGAUGUGAUUUUAAAGUCUCUUUAUCACCCUGUGAAGUCAGUCACUGUAGUGUAGAGUCUGUGUUCACAGGGACACAGACACACACACACUCCGAAUGACAGCUGUCUGAUCUGAGUGAGUCGUCCACAGGCUCAGAGUGUUCUGGUGGGUCUGUGCAUUAAUUCAUAUUUUCAUGCUGACAGGAAACGGCUGUUAUUUAGCCUCCAGUUGAUGCUUCCUCACCCCAGAUGCUCCUCACCUCACGUCCACAUUCCUGAUAUGCUAGUUUGUGUGUGUAGCUCUGAGGUUAAUGUCUGAAACGCUGUGCACAUGGCAUGAAACUUGCAGUCUGUUUUUGUCUGAAAUCAGCGCAGAAUUUAAUGUAUUCGAGAGGACCGGCUGAUCAGCGGUUACAGGGCUGAAAAUCAGCUGAUUAUGGUCACCAGCUGAUCAAUCGGUGCACCUUUGAGAGAAGUCUGAAGCAAUGUCGGCACCAGCCCUUAAGGAAUGAUGUGUCAGACAAUUGUGGGUAAAAUAACAGGAGUUGGAGUUCUCCUGUAGUUCAGUCAAAAGGUCCAACCUCAGUGUCGAAGUGUGCAUAAAGAUGUCAAACAGACUGCUUUACGUGAACUCCAUCAUCGUGCACAUGGUUAAUCACACCUCAAAACGAGACGAUUCAUUAGCUUGAAACAAACUCAUUUAUCUCCUCAUGCUGCUGCAGUGCCGGGUCCUGUUAUACUUUAGAUCCACCCACCCUUAAAAACAUGUAUGCUGAACAGCAGGAGACUGUCUUUAUUUAUUGUGUAUGUUCUUAACUAGAUACUGGAAACAUGAACACUCCGGGUAGAGAUGCACUGACUGUGAAAAUGAGGGCUCAUGAAUCAGGACUCAGGGAUCAAAGCUUUCUAUUUUGUAGGUAUUGAUGAACAGUUUCAGGUUGUCUCCUGUGUGUUUUACAUCUUGACGCAAUUGAACAAUCAAUUGAUGUCACAUUAAGGCACAAACCGUCAUAAUUAUAGUGCACUUACCCCAUUUCCAGGACACAGCGCCCAUAUAAUGAGUAGGUUGUGUGUGUUGUGUGUGUCAGCACAGGCUUAAAUUUGGGAGUAUGUAUGUGUUUGUGUAUGUUUGUGUUCAGAUGUCCUGUUGUUACCCUCCAGAAGAUGCGGUGGGGAGUGAUUACAUCAACAAAACGGGAAAACUGCCAAUGCCAGGAAUAGAUUUCUGGAGCUUAAAAUACCUCAUAGUCUCAGUUUUCCAAACAGACCCAUACAUACUCACAUCAUGGCAAGAAUUUGAUGCUUCAUUAUGAGGAAUUAAGGGACAUGCUGAUGCCCAGAUUCUCAACAUGCAUCUGUUAGGAGGUUUUAGAUGAGUACCUACAUCUAUUUGCUUCUCCACAGAUCCUCCACAGAGGCAUCAAACACUAAACUUUCAUUCAUACAUACAUAAAUAUUCAGAACGCCAGCUUUGGUAAUCAGAUGACCAGUCGCAUAAACUGACAUCUGUUUUUUUUUUUUUUUUUCAAAUGCGGCCAUUAAUAGAAAAACUCAACCAUGCAAAUUUCCCACUUGUCCCUGUAAAGGAAGCUGCAUACAGGCCUACAGUGAUCUGGACUAAUGCCGCUGUAAGAUGUGGUUCCCUGUUCUCCUCUUCACUCUCCCUCACUUCCCCUUCCUGUCUGCAACAGGAAGUUGGGCUUCAGAUGGUCUCACCUUCCUUGUUUCUGUCACCAGGGAAAAGCGAGCUCAGGGUGGCACUCAGCACUUAGUUAGGUUUUACAGAUCAGGUGCUGUGUGUGUGUGUGUGUGUGUGUGUGUGUGUGUGUGUGUGUGUGUGUGUGUGUGUGUGUGUGUGUGUGUGAAUGCAGGACACACGCUCUACAUUUUUUCACACCCAGCUUUAACUCCCUCAUCUAUUUUUGGGAGAUGCAGUGUUUUGGGGCAGCCCCAUUAGCUGUGCUUGAUUAAGUCAUUAAAGUGGUCGACCCGUUCCUAAGUGGCAAAGCAAAGCUGCUGUCACACAUCAUCACCGUCCACACGGCCGGAGCCAUUGUGGAGGAGCCAGCAGUUACAUAAGAGCAGUGCUGGCAGUAGAAGGUCAGGGUUUGGGUCAGUUUUCCUGACAUGCUGGAAUCCAGAGGAAACACAGAGUUUGACAACACACAGUUUGGAUUCGGAUCACAGGAAGAAGUGCCAGCAUCCGCACGUCAUAUUGUGUUUUUUAUUUCAACUCAGCCAGACACACACGAACUGAUAUGCACUUUGAGUGUGUACUAGGUUUUGCACCAUGUUGGGCCUACAGAUUACACACCUUUAUUAUAGACAGAGGACAGAGCUAACAGGUACAACACCUGCACAGCAUCCAGAUAAUAAUACAUGAUCUGUAAGGGCAAAACAAACCCACAAUCCACCUGUAUCAAUAAGUGCACAGCAGUUUGACACUUCCUUAAUGAGAUGAACUGAGGAAGUUUGUAACGCUCCGUAAAGAUGACAGAAUUUCUUAUUUACUUUAGUAGAUGCAUAUCACUUCCAAGUACUGAUUAUCAGUCUCAUGAACUUCUACUGAUCAGUGUCUGUAUCAGCCCUGAAAAACUGAUAUUGGUCCAUGUGUUACCAGGUUUUUACAACAAAGCAGAUCCUGGCAGAUGAGUGAAAACUUAAUGACUGCAAAACUCUUGAUGACUGAGGUCAAUCCUGAAAGAUUUCUGCUGCUGUUAGAAAUCAAAAAACAGAAAUCGACUGCAUAGUCGACUAAUCUAUCGCCUAAUUUAUCGAUUAUUCUAAUGUUAAUUUUUUAAUAACCGAUUAUUAUAACAAUGAAUUUAACCAAAACAAAAAUUAAAAGCUUGCCCUAUUAGUAUAGCCUGGCUGGGCCAUCCUGUUGCGUGAAUCACUUGCCGUUCCUUCCCACAACAGUCUGGACUUUGGCCCAUUGGGAGCGUGUAUUAGCCAUCUGUUAAUUCUGCAGUUGACUUUGCAAAGUCGGCAGACAUCGUUUAUAUCCACAACGUCGUGCAAAGUCAGCUGCAGAAUUAAUGGCGUCCUGAAUGAAUGGCGCUUUGAAAAGUCCCGCCACAUGUGUUAGAUGUCACCAUCUAUACAUGGACCAAUCAGGGGCUGCCUUUCCCUGUUGUGUGGGGAACAGUGGAAACACAGUCACUGAUUGGCCCGGUUAUUUUCUGAUCGCUAAUACACGCUCUCAAUGGGCUAAAGUCCAGACUGUUGUGGGAAGGAACGGCAAGUGAUUCACGCAACAGGAUGGCCCAGCCGGGCUACUAUUAGUAUUUAAUUCAAUGACUCAUUCAAGAUUCUCUUCGAAUCAAACAAAACCAAAAACAGUGCAUUGUUAUCAAUGCUUUUUUUACAUUCACAAAGCAUUUAACAUUGCUUUUUAGCUUAUCUAAAGUCAACUGUAAGUCAACACUCAACCAGAACCCAUACUGUGAACUGCAGUAUACGAUUUUCGGAUAAUUAGCCUGUGAGUGCACCAGCCUGAUAGGUUAUUGUUGCUUAGCAGCCUCCCUUAACAGGUGCAUGCUCACCUUACUCAUAGUUACAAUGACUGUCAAGUAACAAUAAGUAACAUUCAUACCGUCUUUCAUUUAAUAGAGAGAAAGUCAGUGCCACACAACACUUGUGAGACAAAAUAUUUGCAAAGCAAAUAAUUUGUAACAUAAAAUCUAUUACAAUAUUGCAUAAUUGAAAAGCAUGGCUGGGAAUUAUAGGGCCUGAAAUUAUUUCCUUCAUCAUUUUAUAUAUUUAUUAUUUAUUAGUUUUCCCUUUAAUUUUCAAGAAACCCUGGAUAUGUUGUAUGACAGCCAAUAUGCUUUGUUGUACAAUGUGUUAUGUAACAAAGAUAAAAAUGAUAAUAAUGAAAAUAAUAAAAAUAAUAGGGCUUGAAAAGACACACUAUGUCGCAAUGCAUUGUGGGCUGCGGUCAGCAUAAUGCUGGCAUUAGUGUUUGUUUACAUUUGCUGAGUAAGAUACGGCGCUAGAUAAUGGAGUUUCCCCUUCAUGCAGAUUGUAACGCACCGCCACGGUUAAAUAAAAGCCACCACACUUUAAAAAUGAGUUUUUUUUCUCACGUGGCUCUAUCUCAGACUCGUGUGUGAGUAAACAUAUGUGCGGCGAGGCUCACGUGUGCCAAGUUUUAGCAUUAGCGAGCUUUCGUCGGCGAUCACACAGCUGAUUUAUUCGCAAGUUAUUGGACAAAUAAAAGCACAAAACUGAUGCUUCAGCUCCGAGCUAACUGCUUUAAGUGAAUGAAUUAGAUAUGGGAUGCGGGGCGUAUGAUGCAGCGUCCACUGUGGCGUUUGCUGCACCAGCGGUGUGUUGUAUGAUUGACAGGUCACUGCAUGUCUCCUUAAAUGAAAGCAGCACAAUCUUAGAAAUGUGAACGAGGAAGCCAGGACGAACACAUGCAUUGAUUGAGAGGAGCUGCUCAAAGAUCAUGCUAAAGUAGGUUUUAAAUUGACCCCAUUAUGUGGAGCUCGUUUGCCAUCCAUGCUUCCACCGUUACCUGAAGUAGCCAUUGUCUACGUCAUUACGCAAUGUGUCGAUGCAUGUUUUUGGGCUGACAAAUUUUUGUAGUCGAAUAUGUUUAUUACGUUGAUGUAUCGCCCCAGCCCUACAAAUCACUAAAAUUUGGUUCCAAUAUGGGAUCAGUUCUUGGUACCUAAGCUGACAUGGAGUGUUCCUGCAGCAGCAUGACAAACCUUUGUGUUUACAUGAUGAGACUCUGUCCCCGUUCGUUGCAACAACAAACUCAACAAAGACUCUGUCAUCACAGAAAUGUCUGAGGAGCGCUGUGAUUUGCCCUGGAACUGUUGUGUGUAAUUUGAUUUGUCAGCUCAGUAACAUCGAUGUGAAUAUAAUGCCUGUGUUUAAACAACAAAGAGCAGGUAAAUAUGUUUAUGUUGGGCUGAAGGCUUCAAUUUUCUUCUCUCUGUCAUUUUCUCUCUUUUUCUGUCAUCUACACUCAUUCCUCUCCUCCUUCCUUGAUCUUUCUCCUGUCUCAUUCAUCCUCAUCUCUCCCUCCAUGCCUUUUUCUCUCCCUGUCUCCAGGUGGCUAUAAAAAUAGUGGAUAAGACUCAGCUGGACGAUGAGAACCUGAAAAAGAUCUUCAGAGAAGUGCAAAUCAUGAAGUUGCUGAAGCACCCCCACAUCAUCCGCCUCUUCCAGGUAUGCACUCGCACUUACCCGCAGAGCUCACAACAUGACAUGCAGGCUCCCUGCACCUGAGCCCCAUGACCAAAAGGAGUGUUUUGGUUUGGCAGUACACCAUGUUUUUAGGGAGCUGUACUGAGACUGAAAAGAUAGCGAGGAUUUCAUUGGUAGAAGUUUUAAAAUAACAGUUUCCAACCUGAUUUCCUCCUCCGUGAUUAAACAGCUGCAAAGAAACAGGAACACCAAACAAACCAGAAACAAGCAAACUUUCAGAAUGUUCCUGCUCAUGAACAAAUCACUGCCUUGCUCUUUCAGUCAUCAGGGUUUUUCCUGGCUCAAAUUGAGGCAGAGGUGGCACCAUCCUGACCAUGCGCCAUGACGUGCAUGUAUUUGUAAAUUCAACUGUCUCACUUUCUUUUACAGGCAACAUACUUUAAGUUAAGAGUUCAAAAAAGAGUGUGACCAUUAUCAUGUUAAAGCAUUAAUUUAUUAAAGCUAUAUACAUACACAAAUCAGCUGGCAACUUUAAAUUGAAAGUACACUUCAUCCACACAUCUCGCAACCAGACAGAACAUUUCAGCCUCCUCUUUUUCAUUCUGUAGAACCUCCUCAUGCACUCCUUGUAGUCCAAGGCCUCCUGGUCUGGUCCAUGAACGGCCACCUUACAACAGACAUCCAAGUGCCUCUCCUUCAGUCUGUUCCACAGAGGUGUCUUCACCUUAAACAAAACAAUUCAUCAUGCAUUAAGUAUUUUUGUUUUUAUUCUGAUACAGACAUGAAGAGUGAUAGUGUUUUCAAUCAUAUAUUGUAUGUAUACGCUGCAGUGUCCUCUCUAAAAAAAAACGACAACCAAUUAUUUCUUAAACUAUCUAAACUAUGUUAUUUUAGUUUUUCUUAACUUUAUUAGUUGAGUGUUUUUAGGUACUACCAUCUUUAAUAUACUUCUCCUUCUCUUCGGCUGCUUUGUGAACGGCUGUCACCUCAUGUCUUUUUAAUGUGUCCAGCCUGUAGUUGGUUGAUGGCUGUCUCACUAAGGAGGCAGCAACUGCCUGCUGUGUUGGGGCACAGUGCUUUUGGCAUAAACAGCAGUGCAUGCCUUCCUCAGUAUGCCUGAGCCAGGUAAAUUGAUUGAGCCACUGCUUGUCAAAGCCACUGGCUCUGUGUUUUUGAGAAGAUCUGGAAAGAGGAAUAAAAACCAGGUACACGUUGGCUUUGCGUUGUUAUGCUCCUAAUUGGAAACUUAUUAAUUAAUUACCCUCGCCUCGCCGACUCGUCCUGUCCUGCAUUCUGACCCUCGCGAUCACCAGUCCCUUGUGAAGUACUUUCAGACAUGACACAAAUUUCCACAUUGUCACCAGACUCACCACCAUGAAUUAUAGCAUUUUAACUGCCUGUUCCUUUUUUUUUUCUCUGCUGUGUUUCACCUGGAUUCUUGACUUUCCUCCUCGCGAGGUCGCUUUUUAAAGUACUGGCUGAUUUUGCCUGUCAUAUCUGCAAUGCUAAAAAACGGAGGAAACUUUUUUUUUUUAUAAAUAAACACGUCAUGCUUGGAUGCAAAAAAGACAAGCAGUAUUUACCUGUUUGUACCAUCCGCCAGGGAAAUCAGGACGCCGAUAGCACCAACUAGCGGGAAAAAAUCUCGAAAAAACAUGAUUCGAUCCGUUUCUUCUUCGGUAGAGGCUUCAGGUCUUUCCGGUGCACUGCUGUUGAUAUAGCGCCUCUAUAGUGGCGCAACGCUGCAACUGCAGUUGAAAUACGUUGCUGCUGCAGAGGGACAUCAUACGCUCAAUCAACACAGCUGGAGCUUUACGCUGUGUUGAGCGAAAUCAAUCGCUCUGGCCGGGGGCGGCACAAAAUUAGGUGGAGGCGGCCGCGAUGUUUCGAUUUUGAAUUUUGAACGCAGGAAAAACCCUGGUCAUGUAAGCCCCUAAAUGUUGGCCUGUUAAAGGUUCUCAUGAUCUGUUUUUGUUUGCAGGUGAUGGAGACAGAGAGGAUGAUCUACCUGGUAACAGAGUAUGCCAGCGGUGGAGAGAUAUUCGGUAAGAAGUAGAACAUAACCCUGAUGGUCUUCUCUAUUUCCUCUCUCUCUGCUUUACAGUUGUUGUUGGUUGUUGUGUUUUCCCUUCUCUGGAUUGUGGCCUAACAAGAUUUCAAAAAAGCUGUAUUUCGACUGAACACCUUUUUGGUCGGCUUUGUGGGUGAUUUUUGUCUGGUGCAAACUCCAUUGUGUUUUUAAUAUAUUUACGAUCUCAAGUCCAAAAAUAUUGGGACACUGUGAAAAAUGUUGAUGAAAACAGAAUUUGUUUUGGAUUUAACCAGGAUAAAAUCAUGUAACGAUGACAGUUAAAGUAAUAAAACUGAAAGGUGUAAUGUUAGAUGAAAAUCUACACCAAACUCAGAUUUUAUGCCAGAAAAAAAAUGUGCCAUGAACAUCUGCCAACUAAUGAGGCUGAUUUCCAACAGGUUAGUAACAUGAGCAGGUAUAAAAAGGACAUUCAGAGAGGCUGAGUAUCUCAGAAGGAAAAAUGGGAGAGGUUCACCACUCUGUGAGAGACUGUGUGAGCUAAUAGUUCAACAGUUUCAGAAUAAUGUUCCUGUGUCAAAUGUGAAAGAAUGUGUGGAUUUCAUCAUCUACAGAACAUAAUAUAGUUAAAAAAUUCAGAGAAUCUGGAGAAAUUUCUGUACUAAAGGGAGAAGGACCAAAACCAAGACUGGAUGGUCCUGAUCUUCAGACCCUCAGGCAGCAAUGCAUCAAAAACAGACAGAACUCUGGAGUGGAAAUUACUGCAUGGAUUCUAAAUCACUUCAUAAAACAUUGUCAGAACAUAGUAAAAUCACUGCAUCCACAGAUGAGGUUAAAACUGAACCAUGCAAAGAGAAAAACAGAUAGAGACAGGAUCCAGAAUCACCAGAGAACUCUCUUGACCUGAUCUCAUUUAAGAUGGAUUAAAGGGGAAGAGGAAACCUGGCCUGUGGUCUGAUGAAUCAGCAUUUGACAUUCUUUUUGGAAAUCAUUGAUGCUGCAUCCUCCUCUCUAAAGAGUGGAGGGAACCACUUAGCUUGUUAUCAAUAUCUACAAUAUCUUGUGAACAAUGUCUACAGGUUUAGGGGCAACAUCUGCUGACAUCCAGACAAAGACUUUAUCAGGAAAAACCUUCAUAUUUCAGCAAGACAAUGACAAACCACAUUCUGACAACAGGGAUUACAACAGCAUAGCUCUAUAGUAGAAGAGUCCUGCUGAUAAACUGGAAUGACUAAAGCUCUGACUUGUCCCCCUUUAGAAACAAAGGAGACCCUGACCUGUUGAGCAACUGAAAUCCUCUAUCAGUCAAAAACAGGACAACUUUCACUUUUAAAAACUCCAGAAACUGUUUGUCAUUAUCAGCAGUUCUCCACUUAAACAUAUAAAAAAAUGUUCAGUUAAAUUAAUGUUUGCGUUUUUUUGUGAUUGGUUUGUUUGCUCUACUUGUUCAUUCUUGUUUCAUUUUGUGUCACAUAUUUGUUUGCUUGAGUCAUGAGUGAAAUUCUGAGUCAUAUCCCGUCUCUUAUGUUCUGUAUAUCCAUUUUCCAGUAGAUUAAAAAUUCCAGUCUGCAUUUCAUCAUGAAUGAAUAAUAUUGUGAUGUGUUGGGCUAAAUGAGGACAUGAAAUAAGAACUUAAGUUUAUAUGUAUCAAAGAUAGAAAAAAAGACCUAUUUCAAAUGUCUGGCUUGUAUGUUGUAUCUAUGUGCAGACCACCUUGUGGCUCAUGGGCGUAUGGCAGAAAAGGAUGCCAGAAAGAAGUUCAAGCAGAUAGUUGCUGCGGUCCAUUUUUGUCACUGCCGCAGCAUCGUCCAUAGAGACCUGAAAGCCGAGAAUCUGCUGCUGGACCACAACCUCAACAUCAAAAUCGCAGGUGUGUGAUUAUGUGUGUGUUUGUUCUGAAGAAUGUGUCAGGGUGGGAAACUUAAUGUAGUGGUUUUGGGCUGUCUCGGUGAGUGGGCGAAGGCAUGUGCCAACAUGCGCUCUGGGAGCUCUUUGCCAGGCUGAUUGAAUUUGUCUCUCCGAGGAAAGUGAUGAGAUUAAAUAAAUGUCUCCUCCCUUCUUGUCAGACUUUGGCUUCAGUAACCUGUUUUCUCGAGGCCAGCUGUUGAAGACAUGGUGUGGCAGUCCCCCUUAUGCUGCACCAGAACUCUUUGAGGGCAAAGAGUACGACGGACCUAAAGUAGAUAUAUGGGUGAGUAGAUUUUCAGGUGUGUGUGCAGCCCAGUGGGGCUGCUGCUCUCACUUAAAGUGGAUUGAAAGUUCAAGACUAGGGGGAUGGCAGUAAAUGUCUUCAUAUUGAGCUAUUAGGGGACUUUUUGGUACGUUUGUUUCGGCAGAUGCAGAUCAAUCUGGGUAGAUGCAAAACCAAAGGCAGUUCAAACCAGGGCGUCACAGUCCUUUGUCCAGUGCAGAAGUCAGCUGCUGUGAUUUUAAACUUUGUCUGUUGAUAAUCCCAGAGUUGUAAAUCCUAUAGAUUGGCCGUCUUUUCAUCGCAGUUUUCCUCAGGGGUUCCUCCACACAGCAGGAUUUCUGAUUGAAAAGGACAAACUUAUUUAAUGAUUAUUUCAAAUCAAAGCCGCCCCAAACGACUUCCAUGUAGAUAGAGGGAAGUAAAACCACCCUCAACCCACUGACAUCAUGAGAAAAUGUCACAAGAUAAUCUUUGAAACAAUCAGACCUUGUGUUAAAGGUUUUAUAAGAUAUUUAGCAGAUUGAUGAUUAAGAUGUUGACUUCUUGAAGCUUGUUUGAGUCUGUGCUCAGUUUAAAUCUUGCAUUUCUCUUCUUGGUACAGAGCUUAGGUGUGGUGUUAUACGUGUUGGUGUGCGGCGCUCUACCCUUCGACGGCAGCACUCUACAGAAUUUGCGGGCACGUGUCCUCAGUGGCAAGUUCCGCAUCCCCUUCUUUAUGUCCACAGGUAGGACUCCUGUCCUCUCUUACCCUGUCCUCUGUCUCUCAGCUUCCUCGUUCUGUCUAAACCUGAAUCAGUCAGAUGUCUCAUGAUGUUUUUUCCUGCCCGGCGGCCAUGCGAAAUCUGAAGGGAUGCUUUGUUUUCUGUAAAUAACACAUUUUCCACUCUCGGCUGAAAGGAUGCUAUCAGAGGUGUCCUGUGGGGUUUUCAAACCAAGUGACUCUGCCAGCUUCAGUAAUCAUUUUUCUCUAGCAACAUUUGCAAGUCAUAUAUCUUUUUGUGCACAUUUUAUUACCCUGUUUUUUUGGAAGCAGUUGACAUUACAUAAGCUUUCGAGCAUUACAUCAUUAGUGAGUUUGUUGGUGUUACUGAUUGUUUUUCUCGGGAUUAGCCUUUCAUGAAUGUCAGGUUUGUCCUAGAAGAAUUGUUUCUCCGUUGUUUGUGAGGUUCCAUGGAGCAAACCGUGACAGGCUGCUAAAAAGAUUUCAUCAUAGUUCUUGUUGAGUUAAAAAAAAUUACACACAGAACCAUUGAUGGCGACUUUUUUAAAGUUCAAAAAUAAAUUUGAAGCUGGUACGCUUUGCUUCAGUUUUGGACCAAGUGAUUGAACUUUUAACAGUUCACAUAACACAGUGGAAAACAGUUCUUUCUCUGAGAACAAAGCAGCAGUUUCAGCAGGUUAAAACUAUGCUACCAGACUCCACGUACCGUAUGUUUCUAAUAUGAGUGCACCUGCAUGUUUGUGUGCCAUUGCAGACUGUGAGUACUUGAUCAGACACAUGUUAGUGCUGGAGCCCAGCAAGAGGUUGACCAUGGAGCAGAUCUGUAAGAACAAGUGGAUGAGACAAGGAGACCCAGAUCCAGACUUCGACCGGGUGAGUCUUCCCAAAAAGUACCAAGCAAGAAGAACCUUUAGGGCCAGUUUAAGGGGACACAGAGGGGGGGUUUUCUCACAUGGUGUAUGGGCCUUUUAAAAGUUCUCCAUUAGGUUACUAUAAUAAAAGAUGAAUCUCAGUUUAAGGCCUUAGUAGUGCAGAAACUAGGUGAAAACUAGAAAAAAAAAAAAGUGUGUUUUUUAGGUGAAAACAUAGUCGAAGUGUGGAAAUAGUGCUGGUCGCCUGGCAAAAGCUCACAGCACAGAGAGAGUUUAUCACCUCUAUCUCACCACAAUAAAGCAAAUUUGUUUAUGUUCAAUUCAUCCUCAGACUCAGGAGUAAGGAGCUGCCCUGACUGUUGAAUAUUUGACUCACAAGAUUGUCACAUGACGCUGCCUGUCUGACCAUUUAUUCUCAAUUUCUUAAUUCCUCUCUGUCUCUUUCUUUCAGUUGAUAGUGGAGUGUGAGCAGGUAAAGACAGAAAGGGAGACAGAGCUCAUCAAUGAGCAGGUGUUGAUUGCGAUGUCUGACAUGGGCCUGGACAGAGAGCGGACACUUCAGGUAGGAAAUGUUUGCAGCUGACACGUGUGGCCAUCAUUUUUAAGAAAACAAGUUAAUUAGUACUUUUCUCUCUUUUUCUGUCUAGUCCCUACAAACAGAUGCAUACGAUCACUACAGUGCCAUCUAUAGUCUGCUGGCUGACCGCCUCAAGAAACACAAGACCCUGCGUGUCGCAGCACCCCCACCGCGCUCCAUUAGCUAUCCUGUACGGGUAAUGCAUGUUGCCAUGUCAUGAUGCAGGUUUUUUCUGACUCCAUUAGAGCAUUUUCAACACAGUUUAAUAGUUCAAGACUGUAUUGUACCAGGCAACUGAAUUCAGAAUCAAAGUGGAAAAAUGAUGGUGCUCUGACUCUAGCGUCCAGUCUUUGUGAGGGUCUCCAAAGUCCCUGAAUCUGCUUUUUUCGACAAUCCUCUGAUUAAAAAACUGACCUUUUCCAUGAUAUUCUAACUGAAGAUGAAAGCAGAUGAUUUGUAGGAGUAUUGCUUUAAAUUAAGAGUUUUUUUCAGGAUCAUAAAUGUGGUUGCAGAACGCAGGGAGGCGUGAUCUAGUUCAGCGAACUGUUCACAUGCUGAUAUGUUUCAGUAUUAUUGUCAUCAGCCCACUUAAUGGAGUUGAUAUGCAUAAUCCGCGUCUGCCAUUUACUCUGCACUAAGGAGAUUGUUAGAAAAGUGGAACAGCCUUCACCUGACCUUUACAUGUCUGUUUGUGUGUGUCGUGUUGUGUGCGUGUGUGCGUGCCCAGCAGACGGAUUCGCAGGGUAAUCCCGUUAGCAUAACUGUCCCCCACGUCCAGCUCAUCAACCCAGAGAACCAGAUUGUUGAGGUGAGUUGACCUGGUUGCGUCAAUGUGGCACUAAGAGGUUGGGUAGUGAGGCUGAUGUAAGCACGCUUAGGACCAGACGAAAAUAUGACCCUUAACCUCACUCGCUAUCAGCUUCUAGUCGCUGCUACUCUUUGUUGUAGAACAAAUCACUCAACAUGGCAGAUCCCAGACUCGUAUCUUAAUGAUUUACAUUUCUGUCACUCCAUUAUUAGCAGCUCUCUGCUGCUACUAUCAGUAAGGCUGGGAAUGGUCCAUGAUUGGACACACACAAUCAAGCAUGCACACACAUCCAAAUAUAACUCACACAGCCUCAAAGCUGACUCACAAAUGCUGUACAACACCAGAACGCAUCAGAUGACUGCAAUGCAGCGAGGAUGUGAAUACAGGACAUGAACUUUAAAGCAUGUUUAUUCUAUUUCAAAUGAGGUGAACUGUGUGUAUUGACACAAGCAGACAACACAAAGGGCAGCACUAAUCACUGUAUGUUUGUAUUGUUCCGGUGUAGCCUGAUGGCAGUAUGGCUUUGGAUAGUGAUGAAGGGGAAGAGCCGUCUCCAGAAGCCAUGGCUCGCUACCUUUCAAUGAGGCGGCACACAGUGGGGGUUCCAGACCAAAGGUAAAUCAGACACACCUGAUAGAGCGCCGUGAAGCAGGUUUUUCUCAGUUGAGUGUCACUCAGCCUGGUUCAUGCUUCUGCGUUAAGUCUCUGCCAUUGUCAACCAGUGAGCUUGAUGUGUUUUGUGGUCCUGCAUCCUGCAAAAAAGUUGUUGUAAGGAUCAGUAGUGUUUCAAAAAAGAUCCAUAUUCAUUCAAGAGAAACAUCUGGGACAAACACUUUAGAGUUUGUCCACUGUAGAUAAAGUUGUAAAAAAUAUUAGUAUGUGUUUUCCACCAUGGUCUGACAAAGCUGGUUUAAGAUGACCCCUUAAUAAGUGGUCUAACAUUUAAGGUGCAGCUGUUCUCAGGGUUAAUAGACUAAAUAAGAGGUAUUUAUAGGUGGGCAUGCUACAUUUUCAGCACCUCUCUUCUGUCGUGUCCCUCCUCCUAAACAGGACAGAGAUGCAGGAAGACCUCCAGAAACUACCACCAGGCUUCCCUCGAAGUGCUGUGCCCCAGGUCCCUUUCCCCCAGCUGGCCCCCACCAUGGGCCAAAUGCACACGCUCAUGCCCACACAGAGCCUGCAGCCCACACAGCAGCUGGAGUACAAGGUACUCAUCGAUAGGUGUUCAGAGAUAUUGCGUAUUGAGGGUCUUGAAAUCAGUCCGAUGGCUGAUGUUUGGGCUGUUUCUUUCAGGAGCAAUCUUUGCUGCAGCCCCCCACCCUGCAGCUGCUUAACGGCAUGGGGCCUCUCGGUCGGAGAGCUUCUGACGGCGGGGCCAACAUUCAACUACACGCUCAGCUCCUCAAGAGGCCUCGGGGGCCCUCGCCGCUUGUUGCCAGCCCGGUGACUAUCUGAAUUUCUGUUCACCUCAUAUUUUUUUCAUUCUGUCCUGGUACGGUAACUGUUGGGGUGUUUACUGACCGACUCUUUGCUUCUCUCAGCACCCUAUCCCUGCAGUCGCUCCUGUGGAUGAGGAGGGAUCAGACGGAGAGCCAGACCAAGAAGCAGUACAGAGGUAAUCUAUGAUGGCGGUUUUUGGUGGUGGGAUAGAUAAACAGGUGUGCUGUCUGAACUGGAUCCUUUGGAGGCCUUUAACCCAUGACCACAGGGUACACAAACUAGCAGGAAAGAUAUUCUAGGUACUUAGAUCUAUAUUUCUACCUUUUAGAGCCCAAAUUCACAAAAACAAACUUUUUCACGGUCUGUUUCUGUCUUUGACCAAAAGUGUGUUCACUCCAUUUUGUUGAAUCAUUUGGCUUACAAUGAAACAAGUGGAGUUUUGUAGACAUGUUUUUGUAAGGGUUAGCAGUUCAGCUUCCAGAGAGAAGGAGCUAGAGUUAGCAUAGAGGUACAGUUUGUGGAGUCCUUGGUCCUGGUUCCAGUCCCCCAGUUGGCCUUCUUCAGACAGCACCCCCUGUUGAGCUCACUGGUGUCCUGAGUUGCUGGGACUGCGUGCCUUCAGGCUACUCUGCUUUUCCUAAGGGGGUGAGGUGGCCACUCUGCUGUGGUGCUUACCCACCUCUCCUCCUCCUCUCUCCACCGCGCUGGUGUCUUCAGACUGAAUCUGCCUCCCAAAGCGAGCGCUCUUUCCUCUCAAACUCUUUGGCCGAAAAACUUCUUUGUCUUUCUCAUUUCAACACCCUACCUCACACAGCUUGGCUAACUGUAAAGCUUGCAAAACCGGCUUCCAGUCCAAUCCAUAAACUAGAAGCUGGGGGUGGUGGGAUAUACCCACAAGCUUUAACCUCCAUCGAUGCUGUGAUUAUUCUUCUGUUUUCUGAUUGGCUAAGAUGAUAUGAAUGAUAGCACCCAUUGGCAGAGGUGGGAAGGGGCGGGGCUAUUCCCCGCCCCCAUUAGCCAAUGAGGACAGUGAGCUGACCAGCGCUGCUUCCUGUCUCCCACCCUCACCCCCCGUCCUCCCCCCUCCCUGCGGCCCAGGUACCUGGCGAACCGCUCCAAGCGGCAUACGACGCACGCGCUCAUGAGCACAUCGCAUGGCGAGCCCUCUGCAGAGUCACAGCGGCCACAGGGCCCCCGCCAGAGGGGCUGCUGGGUCCCCGACAUACACACCCGGUGAGGGGACACACCCGCUCCGAGUUGUAAACACACACACACUCACACACAAACAUACACAAACAUCAGACUCCCAUUCACUGGCCUGUCUCUUGAUAACUCUCUUACACACAUUCACCCUCACCUGCACACUCAGCUGAUCUCUCUGUCUCAAACACAAGUACACACUCACACACUCACCUUGAUUGUAAUGCACAGGGGCCAGGUGAAGCUUUUACACCUUCUAAGCAGAAAGGUCAUUUUGGUUUGUCCUUAGUUAGAGGUAGAAGGUGCAGCACAUGACUAACCUGAUCUCCACACCCCCAGUAGAGCUCAGUUUCAGAAUAACCGUUUGUUUGUCCUCUGAAUCACCUGGAAAGAGCAGGUAUGUGACAGGUUCAAGUCGUAGAGGGAUGUCGUUGUUGGAGUAGUUCUGUUUGGACUCCAGUAGCAGCAGUUUCCUUGUGUUUGUGUGUCAUCCAUUCAGUAACUGUUGCUCCAGCCUUCAGUCAAGUCUGCAGACCCCUUUUUUUAAAAAGCCUGAAGAGCGAUUUGGUGCACUUUUGUCUUCAGAAGUUUGGGACGCAAUUUGAGGCAGAACAUGUCCUCUGAAGUGUGGUGUGAGUGACGCAGAUACAUGUGUGCCUGUUUUUAAAGACACAGUGCUCUGCCAAGCUUUAACAGAUGUGUAAAGCUUGAAGCUUUUUUGUCGUUCCUGGAAUAUUCCCUUGAAAACAGAUGCUGUAGUCUGAACAUGUCUUAUUUAGUCAAACCUCAGAUGCGUUGUUUAGUCCUGUGCAGUGUGCAGAGAAAAAUACUCAUGUUCAGUAUUUGCAUGACUACUGUGCUCAUCAACAAUUACAUUAUAUAGUAAAACAAAUGUAGCUGAAUGUUCCUUUAACAAAUAAUCAACUGUGACAUACAUAACUCUUACUGACUAAAGCUGUUAAUGAAUUACAGUGGUUUAUGAGAUGAAAAAUGAGAUUCAAUAGACUGUUAAGCAGCCAGCAUUGUAAAAAGUAUGCAUGUGCAUUUUGGCGACAAAGGCAGCGUUUCAGUCCGUGCAUUGAGGUGAGUUACUGAAGUUAAAACCCAGAGUAUCAAACUGUUCAAAGCAUCAAAGGUCUCAAAUCCAUCCUGCCUCGAGUAUUACUUAAAUAUAAACUUUCACAAAGUCUGCUGCUUCAGUUUUUAUGACAGCAAUUUUUGCAUAAACUUCAGAAUGAUCGCACUUUAUGAGGAGUGAUCAGAUGUCCCUCUUUGCCAUGAAAAUUAAAAAAAAAACAUUUCCACUGCAUUUCAGCCCUGCCACAAAAGAAUCAGCUGACAUAAUUUCAGUUAUUCUCUCACUAACACAGGUGAGAGUGUUGAUGAAGACAAGGCUGGAGAUCAAUCUGUCCAACUGAUUGAGUUACAAUAUAGGAAGGUGGUGCUUGAAAUCAUCAUUCUUCCUCUGUUUCCCACGGUUACCUGCGAGGAAACACCUGCAGUCAUCUUUGCUUUGCACAAAAAGGGCGUCACAGGGACGGAUAUGGAUGCUAGUAAGCUUGCACCUAAAUCAACCAUUUAUCAAAUCAUCAAGAACUUAAAAGGAGAGAGGUUGACUUGUUGUGAAGAAGGCUUCAGGACGGCUGAGAAAGUCCAGCAAGCAUCAGGACCAUCUCCUAAAGUUGAUUCAGCUGUGGGAUCCUGGCAUCACCAGUGCAGAGCUUGCUCAGGAAUGGCAGCAAGCAGGUUUGAGUGCAUCUGCACACACAGUGAGGUGAGGACUCUUGGAGGAAAGCCUGGUGUCAAGAAGGGCAGCAAAGAAGCCAGAAUAUCGGACAAAAAGGUAUUCUGCAAAAUUACAGGGGUUUGACUGCUAAGGACUGGGGUUGAGUCUUUCUCUCUGAUAAAUCCUCUUUCAGAAAAGGUGAGGGCUGCCAUCAGUCCUGUGUCGUGCCAACAGUAAAGCAUCAUUAGACCAACGUCUUCCAACCAUCCAAGAACAGUUUGGUGACGAAAGAUGCAAAAGUCAUAAAUAAGUGGCUUGGGGAACAGAGCAUACAAACUUUGGGUCCUUGGCCAGGAAACUCCCUAGACCUUAAUCCCUUAGAGAACUUUUGGUCAAUCCUCAAGAGGCGUAUGGACAAACAAAAACCUACAAACUGACAAACUCCAAACAUGGAUUAUCAGGAAUGGACGUCCAUCAGUCAGGAUUUGGCCCAGAAGUUGAUUGACAGCAUGUCAGGGUGAAUUGCAGAGGUUUUGAAAAAAGAAGGGUCAACACUGCCAAUAUUGACUUGUGGCAUAAACUCAAUAUAAAUGUCAAUAAAAGCCUGUGACACUUCUGAAGUGCUUGUCAUAAUACCAUAGAAAGAUUGAAUGAAAAGGUCUACAAACACUAAAGCAGCAGACUUCACAUGAUUUGUACAUGAUCACAGAUAAUCAGCAGUGAGUGACUCUUACAUUUGAGUCCUCUAUCAGAAGCGCUCCUUCACUGGAUAUCUGUCCUCAUGCUGACGUUCUUCUGUUCACUCACUGAAGUCACAGGGAUCUGAUGGUUGUUUAUCAUUUGUCAGAGUUAGUUUAUUUGGGUAAAUAUCAGAAUCUUUGGUGGUAAGUCACCUUGAUAAACUGCUGUACUCUGCUGUAUUUCUGUUGCCAAAAAGCACCCAGUUUCUCAUAUAGACUACUCUUUGAAAUAAUUGGCAGAAUAACCCAAAAGAACGUGAUGUUUUUGACCAAUCAGCUGCAUGAUCUUUGGACUCUUGUUUGUUAGUGAAAGAAAACCAAAGUUGUGAAAACUAUGCAGGUUUAAAGAACUUCUCAUUUUUCUGUCUGUGUUUGUGAAUGACUAAAUGUGUGUGUGUGUGUCAAUGUUAUGUGUCACGUUGUGUUUAUUGCGUCUUCUUGUGUGUGUGUGUUUGUGUACACCCGUGUUUGGUCCCCCCCUCUUCAGAUCCAGCUAUAAAGACUGUAACACCCUUCACCUCCCCAUGGAGCGCUUCUCACCUGUCAGGCGGUUCUCGGACGGCGCUGCCACCAUCCAGGCCUUCAAGGCUCACCUGGAGAACAGCAGCCUUAUCAAGCAGCUCAAACAGGUACGAAAGCCACUAUCUGGAGGUGCUGAUUGAUUUUCAUUUUGGGUACAUUUUUGUGGAGGACAAAACCAGUAAAAAAAAACAACUGUCUUAUCAUCUGCUUAGACUCUCACUCCCACUGGGUUGGCCCCUGAUUUUUCUGAUAAAUGAAGAAGCUCUGAUGAGACUGAGUGGAUACUCGUGUUUCCUCAGGGGAAAAGUGCUGAAAUUGAGAUAAAGCCCAGCUAGUGUGGUGUCAUUUUGACCCUGAUAACACAGACCACAGGAGAUCAGCAUCAUGAGCUCAGGCUAAAGUCACUUACUGGGUAAACACCUCCCAUAGGGUCUUAAUACCGUCCUGCCUCCUCAUGUUGUCUCCUCUGACUUUGGCUGACAUUUAACUCUUGAACAGCAAAGAAUGAUCAGGUGGGACUGGUGAUCCUUCCCCUCUUAUUUUUCAUUCAGCUGAUUUCUGGUUGCAGAGUUUGGCCCCUAAAGUUCAGCCUAAGCCUUCAGGAGCUUCUGAUGUAACUGCAUCAGGGAUAAGCUUUUAUCCAUGGCCUGCUGAUUGUGCACCAAGGCUACAGGCUGGGUUACAAAGUGAGAGGUGAAUUUAGGGUCACUACAGCACAGCAGACAAACGAACUCUCUCUGAGUGCAACCGAGCGUUUCCUGCUGGGUCACCAGACUUGAGUAGAAAACUUGGACAUCCAGAGAUAAAAGAGCUUAUUUUAGGGUGAACGGGCAAAAGUAAGUAGAAAAAGCUAUUUGAUCAAACUUUCAUCCCAUGAUAAAACUGUAUAAAAUCAAAUACAGAUUCUGGAUGAGUUCUCAUUUGAAACACAACAGCUUCAAAAAAUCAUCUCCUUUUAUCAGCAGGUUAAACGUAGAAAUAAUCCUUAAGUGCUUAAACUAAAUCACAUCCAAACUAAUGAUAUUGUUGUUAACAUGAACAGAAAGAAAUAAUCAAAUGUAAACAAGCAGCAGUAAAUAUUGGAUAAUUGGCUUGAAAAAAAAGACAGCAUUGGCGUGAUAUGAUCCAACAGGGUGAUAAACAAUUAAAUUUAGAGAUAAUGACUGAAGGCAAAAUAUCGGAUAAUAAUAAAAACUGUGUUUGUACCGCACCUUAUAAAAAAGACUACAAAGAACUCAGAACAACAUCUUAUUUUAAGAGAAAAGAAACCCAAACAACAGCAAACAACAGCCCAUCAUCAAGUACCCCAAUUCUGCUGUGUCUUGGCUUAGGGAUCAAAUCACUGCAGUGAAAUGUACUUUCUGAUCUUUACUUUUAGAUUCAUCAUUCAUAGAAAUGCUACUCUGCUACACUAGUGUGGUCUGAAACCAAGACUGAGAGGGAGGAGAAAGUGUAUUUGUCGAUAAUAUUCAGGAGUGCAUGUCUAAAAUGUCUUAUUAGUAUCAAUGUCAGUGGUAAUAUGGUUACACUCUGACAUCUGGGAUUCCUGUUUAAUGCAGCACUAUUUGCACUUCUCAAGAGCUCCUGUCUGGCUGUCACAGGCUGUCAUUAGCUUCACCUGUGACGUCUUAACUUCACUGACACAGAUUGCAGAUAAAUGUUGAUGUGUAAACUGAGCCGCCUUUUCGGUGAAAUGUGCUGUUCCUGCUCCAUCUGGAGGAUUACAGGAGAAAACUACCCACUGAAUUUGAACAUGAUAACCCUUCAAAUUUAGACCUUAAAUUCAUUCAAAUUAGUGAUGGGCAAAAGUAAAUAUGCAGCCAGAUCGUGAGGACAGGGAUUAUGGUAACCUCAAUAUACUGCUGAGCUAGCAACAAAGUGGAUCAGUGUCAGGAACAGAGACCAUUCAGAAUGUAAGAGAUGACGUUCAACAGGUGAGUUUAAACAAAGCCGUUCCCUGAAACAACCUCACUCAGGCUGCUUAGAAAGACAUCACAUCAUUCGCUCUGAUGCUCCAACCAGAUUAACUCCCCCAGUUGGAAGCGCAGGCAGGGAGAGGGAUAAUCAUCAUGUUCACCGUGGGUGCUUUAUCUGAAACAUGUACCGGCGUGCUGGGAUUAUCAUUACACUCAAGUGCUAAGCAGGUUAAUAUGUGUGGAGGAAAGGUUAAAACACACGCGCACGCACACACACGUACACAAACAUGACCUUCACUUAAAGAGGUGCAGAGGAAGGAUUGUAUAGAGUAAACAGUAUAAGGUAGGAGUGUAUGACCUCAGAGUAAGACUUUAAGUGUGUCUUUAAGCGGUCCGACAGCCUUUAUAUUUUCAUUCAUUUUAAUCUCUACUUUCUGAUGACUUGCUGACUUUAAUUGACUUGGAAAUAAGCUUGACUCCAGCAACACGUGUUCAUCAAAUAGUCACAAUUGGAUGUCAUCGGCUCUUAUUUUAACCUGUAAACCUGUGAACCCAGCAGACCAGUUUCUGAAGUUUUUAAAAUUGACAUGUUGUCCCGUUGUUGCCUGAUAAAGAAUUUCAGCUGCUCAACAGGUCAGGAUCUCCUCUGUUUCUAAUGGGGGAUAAGUCAGGACUGCAGUCAGUCAGGCCAGUUUCUCAGCAGGGCUUCUCUACUACAGAGCCAUGCUGUUGUAAUCACUGCAGAAAGUGUUUUGUCAAUGUCUUGCUGAAAUACAACUUAACAGUUAACAUGAACACACAGCCAUAUACUGUUAACGUAACUUAGUGAAUGGAUUGUUAAAACAUGGUGCAGGUCUGACAGUUCUGCAUGUCUGUGUUUCCAACAGGAGUGUGAGCAGCUCCAGAAAAUGUACGCCGCCCAGCAGGAUGAGCGACUCCUGGAGCACACCCAGCAACAGCAUGUCCUCUACCAGCAAGAGCAACAAAUCCUCCACCAGCAAAUCCAGGUACCUGCAGCCAUCGGGGGUCAAAGGGAGGUCAUUAAAAGACAAGGGUGGAUGGGAGGGUUUGUGGCUUUUCCUGCAGGAUGGGUUGAGCUGUAUCAGCUGACCUCAUCAAUCAGUGGAAACCAAUCAUUUAUCUGUCGAUUUUUCAAUCUUUAUUUAUUUAUUUUUUGCACGUGCAACAACUUAAAUAACCACAAAUCCACAAGAAAAUCCUGCUUUACAGAAGCUUUAAGUCAAAUAAAUACUUUUUGCCUGCAGGGUCUGUCUCUAGGCCAUGGAGAGAGCCAGCCCAGUCACCUAACCCACCAGCUCCAGAGGUACACACACACACACACACACACACACACACACACACACACACACACACACACACACACACAUAAAGAAACAAGCAUUACUCAUCAUCUAUUGAACAAUGAACUUGAUACCGUGCUGCAGUGCUAUCGACUGAAGUGUUACAUCAUUGUCAUAUCUCUCUCUUCUCCUCUCCUACUCCGGGCUGUCCUCCCUCAGAUUGCGAAUCCAGCCCUCCAGCCCUCCGCCAACACAUCCCAGCAACCACCUCUUCAGACAGUCCAACCAGAGCCCUCCGCCUGGCUCUGCAGGCAUGAUGCAAGGGCAUGGUUAGUAAAACUACUGCUACAGUACUCAGAUUAUCACCAUACUGUUACAAAUGUAGAUGCAGCGGCUUACUGAACUUUAGGAAUCUAGUAGAAAUACUUAGUCAGGAUUUUCUGAAUUGAACGACAAGAAGUCUCAGCUAGUUUGAAAGAAAUUAAAAUGCCUUGUAUAAGUGAGAGAAGAGUCAUCAUCCGGCAAUUAAACACAUCUGCAAAUAGUGCAAAAACAAUAAAUCAGAUGUUCAAAACGCAUUUCAAAAAGUUGUUACAGAAACAACCAAACAGGUCAAAGUUACGUUGGAGGAACAUCUCAUAGUUCAGCACUUUCAGAAUAAUGUUCCUGAGCGUAAAGGAGCAUAAGGGAGAACCUUCUCUGGACCUGAGCCCAUUUGAGACAGACUAGGGAGUUUAAAAUAUGAGAUUCAUUUUGAACAUCAUGGAUGUAGCAUCCGCCAUUCUAAGGAGUAGAGGAACCACCGGGCUUGUGUCCAGCUUGGAGUUCAAAGCCAGCACCCCUGAUGGUAUGGGGAUCAUCACGUCUGGUCUCUUUAGUUCCUAAACGUUUACAGUGUCUUGCUAAAAGAAGAGCUGAUGCAUCUAAAUUUAUAGUUUCCUGCUCAUCUAGAAUUCAGUCUAAAAAAUAAAUUAUGUUGUGUCCCUGGCUUCCAGUCCUCAGAUCUUGCUUAUGUGACUCCUCGUUUUCUCUAGUAGGACCGUCACCAGUGCAGUACCAGCAUGGUACUCCCGCGCUGUAUCAGGGCCAGAGCGGCAGCCCGCCUCCCACAGGCAUGCCCCGAGUCUCUCUACCGACCAAUCCACAAGCGGCAUCCACCCGCCCCGCUGUCCCACUGGCUCCUGGUGUCCCACAACAGCAGCAGGUGAUUUCAAAGAUCUUGUGCAGUUUGUGUCUUUCUGUGUCUGUGUCUGCGGUCUUCUUCCAUGUGCAGCCUGUACUGUUUUAUCAGAGGAAAGGGGUUCAUUGUCAGUGUUACUCUGACUCUUUACACAGGUGACCAUUCAGGUUCAGGAUAUCGAGCUUGGAGGUGGGGCGCAGAGACCGGGCACCUUUUUGGCAACGCCAGGUGGACACAAAGUCCUGGGGAAGCAGCUGAGCGCAGACAAUGCUGAGUCGCACAGGUGACCCCUCCCAUCCUGUCAGCAUGUCCCUCGAUGGCGACCAUAUAACAAUGGACUAUUCCUGCGUCUUCUUUAACGCCACAACCUCGCCUCUCCAAACACACACCUUCAUGUUGUUUGUUGUGUUUUGUGACUAUCUCACUGUCUAUUUUGUGCUUCACAUUUCUGCCAUGUCUGCUGAUGUUCCUCACAUUUCAUUUUGAGACUGAAGGUCAGAGCACAGCUUUUAUUUAGGAGGGCAGAUGAUUUGAAAUGUAAUGUAAAUACCUCGUCUACUUUUGCUGGGAUGACUUCCUCAACAAAUCCUCCACCUCUUUGUAGCUGGGUGAGUGGUUACAUGUUUUUUUAAAGCGGUGUUUUAGCGUAGGAGAAGAGUCGACCUGUGACCCCUGAGAUCACCACUUAAAGAAACAGAUCCCUGCACCCGGGCCUUCACUGAGAGAGAGUGUCAUCAUCUUCUCAAACACUCUUUAUACCGUCUAAUGUCUGCACUCCUCUCUGUGAAUCCUUGAACCUGAGCUCAGCUGCUCUGUUUGUUAGGCGUACUGUGUGUAGUGCUGUAAUGAGGACCUCUGUCUGAAGGUAGAUGGUGUCUUUGCAGAAUUGUUGCACGAGUGUGUUGAUGAUGUUUACCCAGUAGGUAACUUUAGUCUGUGUUUUCUCCUCCUAUGCAGUCGCAGCCUUGGCCGCUUCACAUCCGGCUACGACCAGACCCAGUUCAGUCCUCAUCUCUUCUCUGACGCCUCACGUGGCGCCCCCGGUGUGGUCGGCACCUACAGCCCCUACUUGCAGGGAGCCUCUCUCAAAGUCCCAGGCCUGGAGGGUUACCAGAGCGGGGUUGUUGGAACUGGUGGCUAUGGCACCCCGUCUACACUACAGCAGGCCCUGCUUUCCCCAACUCCUUUGGACUACCGCCCCCCUCAGCAGCACGUCACCCCCACCCUACAGGGCCUCCUGUCCCCCCGCCACUCUUUAACAGGCCACGCCGACCCCAGACUCCCCCCUCAAGACCUGGCUGCUCUGCUAAAAAGGCAGAGCCCCCGGCCAUGCCCAACGCCCCAGACACCGCCCAGUGGUGCACCCCAAGAGUACGGAGAGAUGCUGCUCCUUCGCCAGCUGAGCCAGGGUGAGAGCUUUGAUCCCCCAGCACCACAGGGUGCCCCCGGGGGUCAGCACUACCACCACCUCCUCCAGAUUCGACCACCAGACGUGCAGCCACAGCAGCAUCCAGCCCAGGCGCCCUGCCCCAGCCUACCGCACUCGGAGAGCAUGGAGGAGGAUGAGGUACCAACUGCUUUCCACCACCCACACGAGGGGCUGCUGGCCAAGGCGGGGGAGGCUCAUGAGCUCCUGGGGCCUCCUCGGGGUGGGACCCCACCUUACAACUCGCCUACACACAGGCAUGGCGGCUUUAUUAGGAAUGCCCCAACAACUGGAGGUGAGACCUGUUUAGAGUUCUGCGGAGGUCUAAGUGUGUCCGGACUGAUGGGAGUGUUUCUUUCUGUUUGAAUGGCUUUAAUUCACUGAUCUCUGAAAUCUGAAAAUAUCAUCAGAGCAGGUGAUUUCUGACUCUUCCUUCACAAUUGUCCCACUGUUCAUAAAGUUUUCAAUUAUUCCUCCUGCUAGAACCUGAGCAUGCGGAGUGCAGGCCCCCAGGGCAGGCCAUGGAGGUGCCUGAUCACAAUGGUGUGGGGUAUUCGCGAGGUCCCCAGGGUGACGCCUAUAGGUCCCGUGGACAACUCCAGCGCCACCACACCAUCCAGACCUGUGAUGAUGCCUACGUGAGUAACAGUUGACCUUUUAUGAAGAGCCUGAAGUCAAACAAGGAAAUGUCCAAUGUGUAUAUUAUAAAAUAGGUGUGAGGAUCAUUCAGUUCAACCUGGAUUUAGCUUUUGUGACUUCUAAGAGCACCUAACGGCUGAAACACACAUCCACACACAUCAGGUGUGAAAAUUAGAAAUUUAGUCUUUCAUGGAUGGCUAUGCGAAAAUGGCUCCAUGGUUCCCCCCUAGAUUGUUUAGAAAAGGGCCCUCAUAGAGGUUUUCUUUUAAUCUCCAUGGGAUAGGUUUCACCACGAAACAAGAAGUAUGUUUACUGAAUCUAGUCUGUGUUUGAUCACAGCCAUAGCACUCCUGAGUAGCCGUGGGAAAUAUUAUGAUUUUUCUCUGAGAUUUCUAAGUCGGUCUGUCUGACAUCUAGUCAGAUCUGUCUGUUCUCAGGUGUUUUAACACACUAUACCUUUAUGCUGAGUCAUUCAAACGAACCACUGGAGCUGAUUUCAGCUCCUCAUAGCUGUAGUAGCACCAACAAGUGUGUCUGAAACUGCUCUUUACUGUCUUCACAGGAUCAGGCAGAUCCCAUGUCUGGGAUGAGCCUGCUGGCCGGUAAGGCACUAAGCUCAGCUCGCAUGUCCGAUAUUCUUAGCCAAACGUCACUGACUGGAAGCCAGCAGCUGCACCAGCGGGAAGAGACAGGUAAGAAGGAGGAAGGCUGUGUGUCUUAAAAAACACACCUUUGAUUGGUUGUAGGUUUCCCUCGUCUUUACCUUUUAAAUGUGUUUGUUUUUCAUACAGUAUGUGAUGUUGAAGGGGAGCUCCACGCUGCAGCCUGCUACCCCUCCUCCUGCACCAGUGACAUGCUCCUCAGCUACAAGCCCCCAGACCUGCAAUACAGCAUGGAGCAGGCUGGGGUCUAG